This is a messenger RNA of Auxenochlorella protothecoides, 777 nucleotides long. RefSeq names its product PXMP2/4 family protein 2. Gene Ontology annotation, cellular component: cytoplasm; membrane. The transcript has 5 exons. The record is from RefSeq and is a predicted model, not a curated record. Lineage: Eukaryota; Viridiplantae; Chlorophyta; Trebouxiophyceae; Chlorellales; Chlorellaceae. Bases 1 to 777 code for a protein of 258 amino acids.
AUGGUCGUGACCGCCGGAUUGCUGGGCCCUGCCGGCAGAGUCAGCCUCCCUGGCCCAAGUAACAAUGCCGUCUUCGGCUCCCGACUGUUCCGCAAGCCCGUCGGCCCGGGCCCCUCUGCAAGGUUGGGACGAAAGCCGCUGGCGCCGCGCAACCCAAACACCACCUGCUUCGAUUCUGGCGGCGGGUCUGGUGGGGGCGCCGGCGCCCUGCGAGGCUACAGUGGCGGCAGCGGCGGGGGCAGUGGGAGAUCGGGAGCUGCAGGGCUCUGGGCCGCCUACACCACCCUCCUCGCCAAGAAGCCGCUGCUGACCAAGUCGGUCACCGCCGGCGUGCUAAAUGGCUUGGGCGACGUUCUGGCGCAGGUGACGGUGGACAAACACCGCGACUUUGACUUCAAGCGCCUCGCCAUCUUCGCUUUCCUCGGCGUGGCGAUGAUCGGACCCAUGCUCCACGCCUGGUAUGGCGUGCUGGGCAGGGUGGUCACCAGCACCGGCCCCAAGGCCGGCCUCAUGCGCAUGGUGCUGGACCAGUUUGUCGCCGCCCCCUUCUUCAUUGGCUCGGUGGUGGCGGCGGUAAUGGUGCUGGAGGGACACGGUGAGCAGGUCGGGCCCAAGCUGCGACGGGACCUCUUCUCCAUCGUGCGCAGCAACUGGGCUCUCUGGGUGCCCUUCCAGUUCCUCAACUUUGGCUACAUCCCUGCGCAGUUCCAGGUGCUGGCGGCCAACUGCGUUGCUCUGGUGUGGAACGUGUACCUAUCGUACGCGAGUCACAACUGA